AUGCUGCAUCAACUCAGCAUACUGGGGAGGGAGAUGUACAGAGGCUACUACACACUGGACACGUGUAGAUGUGCUGCUGCCAACGAUGAUCAAUGGCAGCAGCCAGAGUGUGAAGGAGCUGCAGCAGGUCCUAGUAGUCUAGAAGCCAUGGUCACUGAUCUGAAUGGCAAGCCAUGGUACACAAAAACCAUGCGUCCUGCAAUCAUCGGCCGGGCAAGGGCGGGGAAGAGCACUCUUGUCGAACAUGCCUGCAAUGACGAGAGGGUGCGUGCCCACUUCUCCCAGAUUGUGUUCUUCACUCAAGGCGAUCUUGAAGAUGGAAGCUUAGAAGAGACUCUUAGAGAUGGCGGUGCAGUCAGGUUUUCGGAACCGUCCGACAGGAUUGUGAGCAUCGGACGUACUGAACCGCCUCUGAAGCUUGAGUUCUUAACCCAAGAAGCCUACUGGUACCUGUUCAAGGUGUAUGCAUUUGGGGGCACGGACUUGGCGGAUCACCCGAAGCUAGCUUCCAUAGCCAUGGACAUGUCCAGGGAAUGUAGAGGGUGCUUCCUUGCUGCCAACAUCUUCCCUCGAUUACUGAGAUCAAAUCCCUGCCCUCAGUUCGGGAGUUCGGUCCUUGCAGCCCUAAAAGGGUUGAAACGGAACCACUACUUGUACACCGCAGCAGAUCAUCAGGAACCAGCACUAUGCAACCCCAAAGUAACUCCAAGUUUUAUGGUUCUUGAUGACUAUGAAAUACCUGAUUCUGUUGAUAACAGCGCAGCUCCAGGGACAAUUGCAAGGGAGAAGCUACUUGGACUCGCCUCCCUGGAAAGGACAAUUGCGAGGGCAGCGUUCCGCAUCCUCUAG
Lolium perenne is the source of this 849-nucleotide messenger RNA. Lineage: Eukaryota; Viridiplantae; Streptophyta; Magnoliopsida; Poales; Poaceae. The record is from RefSeq and is a predicted model, not a curated record.